Messenger RNA from Oxyura jamaicensis (ruddy duck), 2974 nucleotides. It is a transcript of the gene ACAD10, whose product is annotated as acyl-CoA dehydrogenase family member 10. The record is from RefSeq and is a predicted model, not a curated record. The transcript has 15 exons. NCBI's taxonomy places the organism in Eukaryota, Metazoa, Chordata, Aves, Anseriformes, Anatidae. Bases 16 to 2226 code for a protein of 736 amino acids.
GGUCACGCCGGCGUGAUGACGUCACGAGGGGCGGGGCUUGGUGGUGGGGGAGAGAGGGGGCUCGCCGCAGGGCUCGCUUGGUCCUCGCGAGAGUUGGCGGGCCGGGACAUGUUCCUGAGGCGCGCUGCCCGCACCCCCUGCCCGCGCUGGGCCGGGGCCCUGCCGCACACCGCGCCCGCCUCGGCCCGGCGGAGGCGAUCCGGCCGGAGCCCUUACAGAGCCGUGCUCUUGGACGCGAGCGGGGUGCUCCUCCCGGCCCCGCACAGGACUGCCGCGGACUGGGAGGCCCAGAAUUGUAUUCCAGCCGGCACCAUCCAACAAGCUGUAACCUCUGGAGGGGAAAACGGUCCCUCCCUCAAGUACUCACGAGGAGAGCUGACGACUGUGGAGUUUUUGCAGGAGCUGGGACAGCAGUGUUUUGAGACUGCAAACGUCUGUGUUCCAGUGGACUCUUUUCUCUCCAACUUAAUCAGACACGAGAUGACAAAACAGCUCCCCACAAUGGCAGAAGCAGUGCAGUGUAUCCGUGCAGAAGGCCUUAAGGCAGCUCUUCUGAGCAACAGCUUCCGUCUGUCGAAUGGAGAGAGCUUUCUGCCCCUGGACCAGCAGCACUUCGAUGUGGUAGUCGAAGCUCAUCGGGAAGGGAAGUGCAAGCCAGAUCCUCGUGUCUACAAGCUGUGCUUGGAGCGCUUGGACGUUCAGCCUCAGGAAUCCAUCUUCCUCGACAGCAGCAGCCAGAGCCUACAAACGGCAGCCCGGCUUGGCAUCAAAACAGUGAAGGUCGAUGAUCUAGAAGAAGCGCUCAAAGAGCUGGAAACCCAUCUUGGUUUUCCUUUGCAAGGGUUUGUGCCAUAUACUUGUUCAGUGAGACCAGCCAUGGAAAUUCCAAAAGAUCGUCUGCAAAAGUACCUUGAAAAUGUCUUCAGCAAGCAGGCAACAGGUCCGCUGGUGUUACGGCAGUUUGGCCGCGGCCGGGCUGCCCGGACCUAUUACGUGCGGUUUGGAGACCGCUCGCUGGUGCUGAAGAAGGAGCUCCCUGACGGCCAGCUUCCCCCAGGGCCUGCUGUCGGCAGAGAAUACAGAGUACUGAAGGCACUCUCUGAGGCUGGUGUUCCUGUUCCCACUGUACUUGCUCUCUGUGAGGACAGCAGCACCCUUGGCGCACCCUUCUACCUGAUGGAGCACUGCGCCGGCCACAUCCACAGCGACGCCUCCCUGCCCGCGCUGCUGCCGAGCCAGCGGGGGGCUGCCUACGCUGCCAUGAGCCGAGUCCUCGCCAAGAUCCACAGCGUAGACCUCGGAGCAGCCCGGCUGGAGGACUACGGGGAGCGUGGUAAUUACAUUCAGCAGCAAGUUGAUUCCUGGACAAAGCAGUAUCGAGCUGUGGAAACUCACGUCAUUCCAGCCAUGGAGAGGCUCAUCAAGUGGCUGCCUCUGCAUUUUCCUGACUCUCAGAAGGUGACAGUUGUGCACGGUGACUUCAGGGUGGACAACCUGGUCUUUCACCCAGAGAGGCCAGAAGUCCUCGCUGUCCUUGGCUGGAAGCUUUCAACUCUAGGAGAUCCCAUCUCCGAUUUGGCGAAUAACUGUAUGGCCUUCUUCCUGCCACCUCACUUUAACACACCGAGAGGCUCGGAGCGGUGGGGCUUGGGGCACCUGGGGGUCCCCACUGCAGAGGAGUACUGCCAGAUGUACUGUGGCCACAGGGGAGUGGAGCACCCUGAGAACUUUCAUUUCUACAUGGCCUUUGCCUUCUUCCGACUGGCCGCAAUGCUGCAGGGACGCUACAAACGCGCUCUGACAGGGAGGCCAGCCCCAGGUGAAAGCCGCCCGGAGCACGCAGAGUUCGUGGCAGACCUGGCCUGGGACUUUGCCAUCAAAGAAGGAUUCCGGGUGUUUGAGAGCCUCCCUGCUGCAAAGCCUCGUGCACGGCGUUACAGCACCUGGGCCAGGCAGGGGCCAUUCCUCAGCAGGAGCUGUGGCACCUGGACGUGUCCUGGGGCUGCCUCCAUGCCCCAAGUCCCCCCCAUCGCUUCCUUCAGCGGCCUCUUGGGGAUGGCCCAGGGUCUUUACUGCAAGCUGGAAAGGAUCUUGGAUGUCCAGUGGAGUUUUCUGAUUUCCCAGCCCAGGUGGACUCUGCGCCCUCUUCUAGACCUGAAGCAGGCAGAGUGCCAGAGCCAAAGCCGUGUCGGUGAUGCUGACUGGGCAGGCCGUGGAUCAGGCUAGCCAGGACUCUGGAGCAGAACAUCGCAGCCAUGCAGACCCCAGCCCAGGUCCGAGCCCCACGCCCAGCUGAAGGUCCCACGAAGGUCUGGCCGAAGGUCCCGUGUGCCUCGCAGGACAGCACGCUGCAAACCGGAGCUGAGACAGCACUGGGGAGCCUUGGAUGUGAGACUGAACCGGCCCCUCUGGCGUGGGAGGGGUCGUGUUAUCUGCAGCCUGGGAGCUUUUGAAUUUCAGUGGUAUUUCUGUUAUCUGGGCUCCGUGCCUUUAUUGCCAUCAUGGCUCAAUAGCUGUGGGGCAAAUUCCAUCCCUGGAUCAUGAGGCAGUGGGAAGAGCUGGUUAGGAACAGCUGGUGAGGGUGAGCGAGUCUUGGGUUUGGGAAUGAAGAUGGAGCAGAGCACCUCUCCUUCAGCACAUCUCCAGCACCCUGUGGGUGCUGGGACUCCAGUGGUGGGGGAACUGGAACAGGUCCUGGAGGACUCUGGCUUUUGGGGAGUCCCUGGAGCUGGGAGGAACUGGGAGGAGUCCACGGCCCCGGGGCUGCAGUGGCUGUCUCUGGGUUUCCCUGGGGAUCAGGGGUGAUGCAGAUCAGCAGGGGCUUCCAGUGCUCCACACGGACCAGCAGCAGGGAGGACUGGGGGCUUGUGAUCGUGGUAAUUCCUGGGCUCUUUACGUGUUCUCUGGUAUUAAUUCAAUAUUAAAGUGCUGGACAUAAUUCUUGGAAUUCACCAGCAUAACAAGUUCAUCUCUU